Molecule: messenger RNA, 1791 nt
Organism: Soboliphyme baturini
Lineage: Eukaryota; Metazoa; Nematoda; Enoplea; Dioctophymatida; Soboliphymatidae
Source: the annotation of a GenBank genome assembly
AUGGCAGUUUUACUACAGAAUGAAUACCUCUUUGGAUAUCAGAACCUUGGUGUCUUUGUUAACGCUGAAGGAACUGCUGAGAGGGCUCCAAUAUAUCUUGAUGAAGAAGGCGUUAGAACCUUUGCGAGCGUUUCGUCGCAUAUCAUAUGCAUAACGCAGAAACAUCUACUCAUAUACAGCCUCAGUGACCAGAAGCAGAAGCAGAUCAUACCGUUCUCGUUCGGUCAUGCGUUGUUCAUAUACGGUCAUCGUCCCAUUAUCUCAUCUCGCCAUCAGGUUUAUGAGCUGAAACCCAUUUCCUGGGAAGAUCAGGUUACUGAGCUGCUGGAAGACAAAAAUGCGGACGAAGCUCUAAAGGUUGCUUUAAAUGCGCAGUCAGGCAUUGACAACAUUUGCAAGCAUGCAGAAAAAGUUAUUCUGAUUAAACAGCGUGUGGCCUUCUUAUAUUUGGAAUGCCAUCGUUGGAGCGACGCUUCAAAUCUUCUGAUUGUUACGCAGGUGGACCCAAGAGAGGUGAUUUCACUUUGCCCCGAUCUUCUACCAACAGUUACAACUUUUGUUAAAGCUUCGCCACCGUUGCACAAUAUCCCAUUCUUGUCAUUUAUUACGAAAGAUGAUGCGAAGAUCGAAGCUGAAUUCGAUCAGUUCCUCAUGAAUUAUCUCGUGGUUGUCAGGAAACGGAGUUACGGCAAGAAAUUCCUGCGAGAGCUGGACACGGCCUCAUUGAAAUUGCUUUCGAAGCAUGACUGUAUCUCACUGGAAAAGUUUCUUUAUGAAGAACGCUACUUCGAUGUCGAAAACUGUAUUCUUUGGUGUUUGAACAAAAAAGCUUAUCAUGCCGCCGCUUUGAUUUCUUGGAAAGAGAAAAAUUACGAUAAAGCAUUUUCGUUAUGGAAGAAAAUCAUUGAUGGGCACAUCGCUGAUGCUCAGUUUAAUUGCUUACAACAGAUCUAUCCUGUAUUACUCAAAUGCCCAGAUUUUUCCUUCCUCGUGAAAAAUUCCAACUGGUUUCUGCAUCAAGAUCCGGACAUGUUUCUUAAACUUGUAAUCGAAUCGCAGUCAACAAAGUCAGUAAAUCUUGACUCGGUCAUUUCUUUGCUCGCUCCUGACCCAGAUGUGCUCCUCAAAUUCCUUGAACACGUUUCGCAACAACGCUUUCAGGACGAAAAGGUGCUGAUGCGUAUAGCAGAAGUAUUCGUUAAACGCAUCGCUUUGUCAGAAGAAAGUGAAAGUGCCGAAGAAGUUCUGAACCUACGUCAACGGUACCGCAAAUUCCUUCUUUCCUCGACCUACAACACUGAUUCCGUGCUCCAGACUAUGAACGAUUGUUCGGUCAAGUUGUCAUAUGAAAAAGCAAUCGUCCUUGCCAGGAUGAAAAAGUAUCAGGAGGCACUGGAGAAUGUAAUAGAAACGGAUGGAUGUGAUGCAGCUGAAGAAUUUUGCGCUGCCUUUUGUCAAGAGUCGAAGAGCGCCAAGGAAAAUUUGCAAGUUACGCUUCUGAAGUUGUAUCUCACUCAAAAGAUGGAUGUUACAAGCGCGACGUCACGAGCAUUACGCAUUCUGAACACAUUGGAAACCGACACCUGCUUUGAUAAGGUUCUUGAACUUCUUCCUGACUACUGGUCAGUGGUUACAAUGAAAAGACUGAUUCUGAGUUCAAUGCAUAUGCUUCAGACCAAGAGUGUUCGUUCGUUACAAGUGCAGAACCUCACGCGUCGUAUCAACGUCGACCACUGCAGCGCUCGAAUGCGGCUUAGAGAAAAACUGAUUCGCCUAUCUGAUUUAAGGUAA